This is a messenger RNA of Prinia subflava (tawny-flanked prinia), 7505 nucleotides long. RefSeq names its product cut like homeobox 2 (gene CUX2). Gene Ontology annotation, cellular component: nucleus. Lineage: Eukaryota; Metazoa; Chordata; Aves; Passeriformes; Cisticolidae. Gene Ontology annotation, molecular function: DNA-binding transcription factor activity, RNA polymerase II-specific; RNA polymerase II transcription regulatory region sequence-specific DNA binding. Gene Ontology annotation, biological process: regulation of transcription by RNA polymerase II. The transcript has 18 exons. The record is from RefSeq and is a predicted model, not a curated record. The coding region runs from base 708 to 5084 and encodes 1458 amino acids.
AGGGAGGGAGGAAGAGGAGGGAGGGAAGUUGCGCGGGAUGAAGUUGCGGGGAGCGCGGCCCCCCGCGCCGCCCCGCCAAGUUUCUGGCGGUCCCCGCCCGCCGAGCGGAGCCGCAGGUGCCCGCGGGCUGCCGAGUGUCCCCGGCGCCGCCCGCGGCGGAGGCGGCUCGGUCCGCGCGUCCCCCGGCGCGCUCGGGGCGGGCAGAGCCGCGCGGCUGCGGUGAUGGAUGCGGGGAUGGCGGAGCGGGGCUGCCCGGAGCCCCGCCGCCCUCCCAUUGUUAUCCAGGGCCGGUGUGCGGGGCCGGUGCGGGGGCUCGGCCAGCCCUGAGCGCCGGGAAGGCGGGCGGUACCGGGCCGUGCUGCUCGGACCGGGCAUGGAUGCGGCGGCGGGGCCGCGGCUCCUUUGUGGCUCCGGGCAGGUCACGGCCGCCGUAUCCCACCGUGGCACCCUCGGUCUGUGAAAUUCCCGGUGACUGCACUUAGUAAGAGAAGCAAGGAGGCUGAGACGGCUUUCCUGAGCGUUCACAAGCGAUUGCUGGAAGCUCCAGGUAAGCAGCGCAGCGGCGACCUGGCUGCCUAGCGAGUGGCGUGCCGGUGCCCAGAGGAGCCAGCGAGGACCGCGGCACCGUCCCCGGCACGGCUGGCACCGUCCCCGGCACGGCUGGCACCGUCCCCGGCACGGCUGGCGUCGCCGAGCGCGGCCGGCGCAUGGUGCUCUGGAGAUCCCGGCCGAAGAGAGGAGAGGAAGCAGCUCCUGCCAUCGCUGUGUUUCAGCCCCUGAGCCAAAUGCAUCUUGACGUUAGGAAAGGAAUACAUUUGCUCAGCCCGUGUAGUAACACCGCGGCUAUUCCCACUUGUCUGUUUGACGACCCCGCUCCUGUGCUGGAGGCUGCCCGGAGCCUGGAGGAUCGGCUGCAGCAGCUCCAGCGCCUCGAGCCCGAGCCGCCGCCCCUGCAGGAUCUCAGCCGGCCCUGGAAGAAGCACCCGGAGCUCGGCGGCACCAAAGAGCGCAGGGAGGGCAAGUCGCCGGCAGCCGAGCCCCCGCUCCCUGGCCCCGACGGCAAAGCGCCGAGCACAGAGACCUCGCUGCAGAGAAAUGAGGCGGACAAGCAGAAGGGCCUGCAGGAAGCUCAGGUCACCUUGGCCGCUCGGCUGGGGGAGGCAGAGGAGAAGAUCAAAGUGCUCCACGCAGCGCUGAAGGCCACCCAGACAGAGCUGCUGGAGCUGCGCUGCAAAUACGACGAGGAAGCGGCAUCCAAGGCAGACGAAGUGGCCAUGAUCAUGACAAACCUUGAAAAAGCCAACCAGCGGGCGGAGGCGGCGCAGAGGGAAGUGGAGAGUUUGCGGGAGCAGCUGGCAGCCGUCAACAGCUCCCUGCGCCUGGCCUGCUGCUCCCCGACGGGCAGCACGGGGCAGGACAAAGUGAACUAUUCCAUGUGCUCAGGGUCGAGGUUGGAGGCAGCUCUGGCUGCCAAGGACCGGGAGAUCCUGCGGCUCCUGAAGGACGUCCAGCACCUCCAGAGCUCUCUGCAGGAGCUGGAGGAGUCCUCUGCCAACCAGAUCGCCGAGCUGGAGGGGCAGCUGGCCGCCAAGAACGAGGCCAUCGAGAAGCUGGAGGAGAAGCUGCAGGCACAGGCAGACUACGAGGAGAUCAAAACGGAGCUGAGGUACGGCGUGACCGGCACCCGUGGCUCCCUGGCCGGUGUCCCCGCUGGCCGGGUGCUGCCGCGCUCCCACAGCCGUGACGCUCGGCCACGGUCACCCCCUUGUCUCCCUCCCAGCAUCCUGAAGGCAAUGAAGGUGGCCUCUGCCGGCUGCAGCCUCCCCCAGGCAAGUGCCAAGGCGCGUCCCGAGGCGCUGGCCGGGCUGUGCCAGCCCUGCCCACGGUGCCUCCGCCGCCUGUCCCCAUCUCGGCUUGGCUCCUUGCAGAGCAUCUCGAAGGCGGAGGAGGCCCUGCUGCUGGGGAAGGAGGCUUUCUACCCCUCCCAGAAGUACCUGCUGGAGAAGCCCAACCUGCUGGCCAGCACUGAGGAGGAUCACUCCGAAGAUGAGUCGGGGAAGGAUCCACUGGGCAUGGAGCAGCCGUACCCGUCCCCCCACCACGCCCCGGCCGAUGACCCCGUGUCCCCCACUCCCCUCCCGCCGCUGCCUGGCCCUGGCAUGGCCCCCGAUGGUCCCCGGACUUUCUCGCUGUCCCCCUUCCCGGGGGGCGAGCGGCUUUCAGGGGACCCCAAGGCCCCCCACCUCCCGCUGCCCAGCUACAAGAGCGAGAGCGGCAGCGGGGCACCGCCCUUCCCCUCCUCCUUCUUCGGGGCCAAGAGCAGCACCGCACACCCCGUCCCCGUGCCGGCCGCCAGCGCCACCAGCCCGCCCGGCGAGCCCUCCGAGGGCAGCGCCGGCAGCUCCGGCGAGGAGGAGCAGCUGGACACGGCCGAAAUCGCCUUCCAGGUGAAGGAGCAGCUGCUGAAGCACAACAUCGGGCAGAGGGUGUUCGGGCACUACGUGCUGGGGCUGUCACAGGGCUCUGUCAGCGAGAUCCUGGCGCGGCCCAAGCCCUGGCACAAGCUGACGGUGAAGGGCAAGGAGCCGUUCAUCAAGAUGAAGCAGUUCCUGUCCGACGAGCAGAACGUGCUGGCCCUGAGGACAAUCCAGGUGCGCCAGAGAGGUAGCAUCACGCCGCGGAUCAGGACACCGGAGACCGGCUCCGACGACGCCAUCAAAAGCAUCCUGGAGCAGGCAAAAAAGGAGAUUGAGUCGCAGAAGGGAGGGGAGCCCAAGACUGUGUCAGCGUCGCAGGCGGUGGCCAACGGGGCGGGCAGCAGCUCGGAGGACGCCAUCAAGAGCAUCCUGGAGCAGGCGCGGCGGGAGAUGCAGGCGCAGCAGCAGGCGCUGCUGGACAUGGAGUCGGCGGCCGGUGGGCGCGGCGGGGACACGGCACCCUCCGAGCGCUCCACGCUGGCCACCGUCAGCCAGAACGUGGCCCCCGCCUACGUCAAGCAGGAGGAGGGCGGCGGGACCAGCCCCGGCCCGCCACAGACACCCCUGGCCGUGCUGUCCCCCGCCGCCUUCGUGCAGAGCAUCAUCCGCAAGGUGAAGUCGGAGAUCGGCGACGCCGGCUCCUACUUCGACCAGCACUGGGCGUCGGAGCGGAGCCUGCUCAGCCGGCCCUACACCUCCGUGUCGCCUUCGCUGUCCUCGUCCUCCUCCAGCUACUCCAGCAUGGCCAACGGCCGGGGCUGGCCGCGGGGCGAGCCCGGCGAGGGCGGCACCAACGAGGACGAGCUGCAGCCGGCGGAUGAGGAGCCGCAGCGGCUGUCGGAGAUGAAGGCGGAGGGAGCCGGCGCGGAGCCGGCGGCUGGUGGGCGUCUGUCCUACUACCCCACGUACGUGCCACGGACCCUGAAGCCGACGGUGCCACCGCUGACGCCGGAGCAGUAUGAGAUGUACAUGUACAGGGAGGUGGACACGCUGGAGCUGACCCGGCAGGUCAAGGAGAAGUUGGCCAAGAACGGCAUCUGCCAGAGGAUCUUCGGAGAGAAGGUGCUGGGACUGUCCCAGGGCAGCGUGAGUGACAUGCUGUCACGGCCCAAACCGUGGAGCAAGCUGACGCAGAAGGGUCGGGAGCCCUUCAUCCGCAUGCAGCUCUGGCUGACAGACCAGCUGGGCCAGGGGAUCAGCCAGCAGCCCACACCCUCCCAGGCCAGCCCGGCGGAACCCCAGCCGUCCCCCUCGCCGCCCCCCAGCCCUGCCGAGCACGAGAAGGGCUGCCAGGAGCCCCUCACGCUGGCCCUGGAGAGCAGCAAGGAAAACCAGCAGCCUGAGAGCCGCUCGACGCCUGCGCUGGGCGGGAAGACCUAUCCCAACAGCCAGGGGCCCGUGGGCAUCCAGGAGAUCGUCGCCAUGUCCCCCGAGCUGGACACCUACUCCAUCACCAAGAAGGUCAAGGAGGUCUUGACGGACAACAAUUUAGGCCAGCGGCUGUUCGGGGAGAGCAUCCUGGGCCUGACGCAGGGCUCGGUGUCCGAUCUCCUCUCCAGGCCCAAGCCGUGGCACAAGCUGAGCCUGAAGGGGAGGGAGCCCUUCGUCCGCAUGCAGCUCUGGCUCAACGACCCCCACAACGUGGAGAAGCUGCGUGACAUGAAGAAGCUGGAGAAGAAGGCCUACCUGAAGCGCCGGUACGGGCUGAUGAGCGCCGGCUCGGACAGCGAGUCCCCCGGCGGCCGCUCCGAGUGCGCCAGCCCCGGCGCGCCGCCGCAGGACCUCAGCCUGCUCCAGAUCAAGAAACCACGGGUGGUGCUGGCGCCAGAGGAGAAGGAAGCCCUGAAGAAAGCCUACCAGCUGGAGCCAUACCCCUCCCAGCAGACCAUCGAGCUGCUCUCCUUCCAGCUCAACCUCAAGACCAACACCGUCAUCAACUGGUUCCACAACUACAGGUCACGGAUGCGCCGAGAGAUGCUGGUGGAGGGCGCGCAGGACAACGACACGGACCCGGAGCAGAGCGGCGGGACAGCCACCCCAGGGCGCCGGGCCCCCCACAGCCCCGACUCGGACACGGAGGACCACAAACCUGUGCUGGUGGGGGGCGAGCCCCCCUGCGCCGCCGUGCCCGUGAAGGUGAAGGAGGAGCAGGGGGAUCCGGGCGGCUGGAGCCGCCGGCGGGACUCGCGCAGCCCGGCCGGAGCGGCCGAAGGGACCGGACCUCCCCAGGAGGAGCGGGGGGCAGCCCCCCACGCCGCCACCCCCAGCGCCGGCAGCCUCCCCCGGCGGGGAGGCCACGCUGGGGGACCUCCACCGCCACCACCGCCGCACCCCGACAGCUCCCAGUCCUCCGCGGGCUCCUCCCGUUGCAGCUUAGUGGUGUCCCCGACAUCGCCCUCGGCGGCUUCCUCGCCCGGCCUCACCGGCUCGGCGUCACCAGGACCAUCCUCUGCCGGGCCGGUCUCGCCGGCGCUUCCACCGGCUCCCGGCCCCCGGCUCAGCACCAGCGUGCAGCGGCGCCACGAGAAGAUGGCCAACCUCAACAACAUCAUCCACCGCCUGGAGCGGGCUGCCAACCGCGAGGAGGCCCUCGAGUGGGAGUUUUAACCCCCUCUGCCACCCUAAAUAUAUAUAUACACCCCCACACAUAUAUAUAUAUAUUUUGAUAAAUGCAGUGUGCGCCGAGAGGUGAUGAGUGGCCGGUGCCACGGAAGAGGAGCACCUGAGGAAAAGAGGGGAUUCCCCCCCUCUGUGAAGCCACCCCACCCCUCUGGCUUUGUUUUAAAUGUGGAAAAACUGGGAACAAUUUUAGAAAAGAAAAAACAAAACAAAACAAAACAAAAAAAAAAAAAUCAAAAAAUAUUUAUAGACCUCUUUUAGAUAUUUUAAUAAAAGGAUACUUUGGAAUUUAUUAACAGCUUAAGCUGCUUUGAUAUUAAAGAUAGCUAUAAAAUCAAGAUGAUGUAGCAGUCGUGUCAUUAAAUGUACACUGAAGUCUUGUAGUUUGCCACUGGAUGAGAUUAAAAACAAAUAAACAACAACAACAAAAAAUCAAACAAAAAGAAAGAAAAACAACCCACAGAAAAGACUUUUUGAGCAAAGCCAUCAAGAAGCACUAUGAGACUGACCAAAUUUGAGAAACUUUUGCAGUUUCCACCCCUGUCUGUAAGACACUGCAUCGCUUCUGCCCCAGCCAGAGACUGCGUCCUAGUCCCUGAAGACUCUAAAGCCCCGACGCCAUCGAGUAUGUAUUUAGUUCUGGUGGUUUAUGUUUUUGGAAGCCUUUGUAACACAGAAUGUCCCGUGCGGUUGUGUAUGUUGUAGAAAUGUCUGCAAUAGCCUUCUGGAACAAGAUGUAGCAUGGUCCCAACGCCGUCCCUGGCGCUUCCUCCACCCGGAGGCCGGUGGCAGCUCCCACCCGGCGCGGUGCCGCUCGUGGCAGCUCCCAAAGGAAGAGAGAAAAGGAGGCAAAAGCAGAGGAAGCAGCCUGAGCUCGGGGUUUUGGGAGAGGGGUGGGAAAAUGUACCUGGGUGUGAUGUUUGAGGGUGGUGCCAGCUCGCUGGGGAUGGACAUCUGUGGCAUGCUGGUUCCCCGUCCAUUCAGGAAAGAAAAAAAUGGAGCCUCUGGGGCAGCUGUGCUUGAGGUGAGCGCCCAAAAAUCAUGAUCUACAUACUCACAGGCUGAGCCCUGCCCGGGGCUGCUCCAGCAUCACAGCCAGCUCUUGGGGCUGAAGCACUUUUUUAGGGAGAGUGCCUGGGCAGGAGGAGCAUCCCCUUCCUGCAGCCAUGUCCCCAGGUGGGGGAUGUCAGUGGUGCCAGGAUGAGCUCUGGGAUGUCACAUCAGGCUCCUGCCUGGACUGGGCAAGCUCAGCCCUGAUCUGGGCAAAGCACCACUGAGCUUUGGUUUUGCAGGGCUGAUCCUGUGCAGACACAGGAGCUCAGUGGUGGCACCAGCCCAGUGUGCUCCCUGUCACCUCCCUGACCCCACCGCCUCCCGCUGGCCCCACUAAAAAAAUGCCUUUAAACGAUGUGGAGUGUCCCACGCUGGGCUGCUCUGCCCUGUCCCCUGCCCACACGGCAUCAGCCAUCGCCCACCAAGGCCCUGCCAGGCUCCUGGGCGAUGCAUUGACUGAUUUUCCACUGCAGACGUUUUUAUCAGAAUAGAAGGUAUUUUUAUACUCGGGUGGAAGUGGACGAGCAAUGCUGGGUGAGGGCACGGCUCUCCUUGCCUGCCUCCCCUGCCCUGAUGAGCCCCGGGGUGCCCACGGCUGCUCUGCCACCAGGCUGUGGGAGGUGGAGGUGUGACCACUGCCUGCCUUCUCCGGUGUGUGCUAGAGGGAGCUUUACUGGGAUGGGAUUUGAGGAAGCACUUAGGAUAGUCCUGAGCACGGCAAUCCUGUUGUAUGAAAGCCAGCGGGACACACCGGUCACGUUUUUGUUAGGCUCAUGUUCUGUACUUCAAAAGUUUCUAUGAGAUCGAUGAACUUUGUUUAACAAUUUUGGAAGGAACAAGUUCUGUAAAGAGCCACUAAAUACAGAAGUUGGAUACGACUCUGGCCUUGGGGUGUGUUUUGUCCGGAGGUGGUGGAAUGGGAACUCCUCUCACAUUUGCCCGGUGCCUGGUGUUGGCACCCUUGUAAGUCACAGCUUUGCUCUGGGAUUGUGGCAAGAGCUCUCUUUAUCCCAGUGAUUGGAGGAUAAAAAAAGAGGAUGUUAAAUGGGAUUAGUCCAGCUCAGGUGUGAUCCUGCCCCAUGACACUCCUGUGCUCAUCCCUGCUGCAGGUUUGCUCCUGCCUCUGGGGUAGCUCAGCAUCCUCCAGUGUGAGUUUCGGCUUGGUUUAUCAUAAAAUCAUCAUUUCCUGGAAUGGUUUGGGUUAGAAGAGACCUUAAGGAUCAUCUUAUUCCAACCCCAUGCCAUGGGCAGGGACACCUUCCACUAGACCAGGCUGCCCAAAGCCCUGUCCAGCCUGGCACUGCCGGUGGCUCUUUCUCAGAGCUGGGCAAGCCGGCAGCUUCUGACACGAGGCAG